AUGUCCAGAACCGGUUUCUCGGUGCGGGAUCUCUUGGACUUGCCUGAGUCCGAGUCCAGGACUUCGUCGGGACCCGGGCAGAGCCGAGGAGACGAGUCCAGACACGAGGCCCCGAAGUCGGACGAGCUGCAGAGCGACGGCCCCUGGAUCCACGGAGCCUCGGAGCCGCACUUCACAGUUUUUAUUCUCUUCAGCUCCGGGAGCGCGCGGAGCCACAGCGGCCCGCGGCUCUUUUGUGCGGCUCUUUUCACGCGCGGAGCAACAAAACACGCGCCCAAAACACCCGCCCUGCGCGUGACAGACCCGGACCACCCGCGCUCUGACCCGAGUCCAGGACCCGAGUCCAAGACCCGAGUCCGGGCCUCGGUGCGCGCGCUCCCGCUGAAGCCCGCGCGGGACCAGCCCUCGGUGGUCUCGUGCGCUCCGAGCGCUCACGCGCCUAAAGGCCGCGUGCGGAAGCGGCGCGUGCUCUUCUCCAAGGCUCAGACCUUUGAACUGGAGCGGCGCUUCAAAGAGCAGCGGUACCUGUCCGCGCCGGAGCGCGAGCACCUGGCGGGACUCAUCCACCUGACCCCGAACCAGGUCAAGAUCUGGUUCCAGAACCAUCGAUACAAACUCAAGCGCGCGCGCGCCGAGCGCGGCCUCGAGGCGCUGCAGCUGGUGCCCGUGCGCCGCGUGCACGUGCCUCUGCUCAAACCCUGCGAGCGCGUGCUCCCGCUGUGCGUGUCCGCGCUCCUGCCGCACGAGCCGCACGCGCUGCAGCCGCUCGCGCACCUCUACCACUGGAGCUGGUGA
Boleophthalmus pectinirostris (great blue-spotted mudskipper) is the source of this 795-nucleotide messenger RNA. RefSeq names its product homeobox protein XENK-2-like. Gene Ontology annotation, cellular component: nucleus. The transcript has 3 exons. Gene Ontology annotation, biological process: regulation of transcription by RNA polymerase II; cell differentiation. NCBI's taxonomy places the organism in Eukaryota, Metazoa, Chordata, Actinopteri, Gobiiformes, Gobiidae. Gene Ontology annotation, molecular function: RNA polymerase II cis-regulatory region sequence-specific DNA binding; DNA-binding transcription factor activity, RNA polymerase II-specific. The record is from RefSeq and is a predicted model, not a curated record. Bases 1 to 795 code for a protein of 264 amino acids.